This is a messenger RNA of Oreochromis aureus, 1602 nucleotides long. RefSeq names its product E3 ubiquitin-protein ligase RNF182-like. Gene Ontology annotation, biological process: protein ubiquitination. The transcript has a single exon. The record is from RefSeq and is a predicted model, not a curated record. Gene Ontology annotation, molecular function: ubiquitin protein ligase activity. NCBI's taxonomy places the organism in Eukaryota, Metazoa, Chordata, Actinopteri, Cichliformes, Cichlidae. Bases 739 to 1362 code for a protein of 207 amino acids.
AUAGGGUGUAAAUGUAUGUAAGUUGAGCAGAUACUCCUUGUAUUACUAUGGUGGACAAAAGUUUAAAACUGUAAUAUGAGUCAUUAUGCUUGCAAUAAAAAGAACCAUUUCCAUGAGAGUCUCCUGGAGGAAUUGCUAUAAUUAUUAAUAAUAUUAAACAUGAUAAUAAAAAACAACAUUCACUAAUAUCUAAACCGGCUGCUGGUAUUUAACCCAUGUGGUGUUCUCUGAGCUAAAAGUUGCACAACAUCGGAUCAGGGCCGAGCUGAAGGUGUCACCGCUGAUCAUCCUGCUUGGCGCUGUCCACUGCAUGUGGUGCUGAAAUGUAGAGGAAUCAACACAUGGUGCCCUUUACUGACACCGCGGGCGCUAAAUUCUAAUUAUACGGUUAAAUAGGCCUAUUAGAUCCAACUUAUACACGUGACUCACGCUUGAGACAAAUCUGCCAGGUGACAGAGACCAAUGGAGAAAUCAAUUUGACCAUGUCUAUCGAUUUAUUAGUAGUAGUAUUAUUAUAUAUAUUUUUUCGCUUAACAGUUAGUUCCGGUGUUGAGAUCACGGCGAUGCUCAGAAAGGAACGCGAUUUCAACACAACCAGAAAUAUUAUUUAUUCCACUUCACACUGCCUUCCUGCAGUGCUGCGAUCCACUUCAGGAGAUCCUCUUAUGUGUGAUGGUGAAAUGUGAGCCUCGGUGUACUGACAGUGUUGUCAAAUAAAGCAGUUAAUGCGGUCCAAUAAUGGAGAACAUGGCGGAGGCGCUCGGUGCAGGAGGCGUCCAUGGGGAGGAAAGCGAGUGCAAAAUAUGCUACAACUACUUCGAUUUGGAGCGCCACAGUCCCAAACUGCUGAGCUGCUCCCACACCUUCUGCCUGGAAUGUCUCGAAACGUUGCACUUCCGGGAGGGUCGGGGCUGGAGAAUCGUUUGUCCCGUGUGUCGCCAGCGAACUCCUUUACCGGAACGUCGGGUUCGCAACCUCCCCGACAACACAGCUCUCACCGAGGAGCUCUCGCACAAAAAGCAGGAGCCCGAGGACUCAUUAAACGCGGAAAGGCUGCCGGGUCCGCCCGCCUCUCCUGCGACCUCCACGGAGACCGGCCACAGCGGAUGGGAGGCGUGCAAACACGUUGCGUUCAAGACCAGUUGCGUGUGCGCCAUCUUCUCCUUCCUCUCCACGCUGCUGCUCCUGUUUCUGGGCCUCGUCUUUGUGCAUAACCUCAGCCACAUCAGGUCGCUCGUCCCUGUCUGCUUGUCUGUUGCCAGCAUUCUCGCCCUGUUCUCGCUCAUACUGACUUGGUUAGCCUGCAUGCUUUAUCAGCCUGAAACCGAGGCAAGCGACUCAGUUUAUCUCAAUAUCACGUGAUCACCCGGAUACACCAACGAAACCCAGCCUGUUGAGAACUAUUCAAAGGGAAAUGGUUAUCAUUUUAUUUUUUCAGAGUGAUUAUAAAUCCCGUAUGGCACUUUAGUAAAAGGUAUGUUUGUGGAUAAUUGUAAUAACAUCAGUAAACGGUGCACAAACUAUGUUUGAACUUGUCCAGACUCCUUGCCACACUGUCAUGCUGUACUGGGACUCUUUAACUAAACAGAGCCAUUAAUAAUA